AUGGAUCUACCCAGCAAUGCUUUGGGAGAGGGUGCAUGCUUACUUCGCGGAACUAUCGGGAAGAUAGUACUUGCUGAUGAUCGACGCUUUCUCAAAGUGGCCAGAAGUACACGAGUUGGGCACUCAUGCCACCAAGAGCAGACCGUAAAUGCGAUGAGACGGACCUUCAGUUAUCACGGUUUACCCAGGAGGUUGGUGACGGAUAAUGGGCCCCAAUUUAGGUCACAUGAAUUUCAGAUGUUCAUGAAGGCCAAUGGAAUUCGACAUCAGUUAACACCUCCUUAUCAUCCAUCAUCCAAUGGACGGACUGAAAGACUGGUCCAAGAACUCAAGUUUGAAGAGUCGGCCAACCGGGAGAUCCAUCAGUCAUCAGGUGUCAUCAUUCUUACUGCGGUAUCGAACGACACCAAACCGACAACAGGGAAGCCCCAGCGGAUCUGA
Messenger RNA from Corticium candelabrum, 441 nucleotides. Its product is annotated as igE-binding protein-like. The coding region runs from base 1 to 441 and encodes 146 amino acids. Gene Ontology annotation, molecular function: nucleic acid binding. Lineage: Eukaryota; Metazoa; Porifera; Homoscleromorpha; Homosclerophorida; Plakinidae. Gene Ontology annotation, biological process: DNA integration. The record is from RefSeq and is a predicted model, not a curated record. The transcript has a single exon.